This is a messenger RNA of Lucilia cuprina (Australian sheep blowfly), 874 nucleotides long. RefSeq names its product receptor expression-enhancing protein 1-like. The record is from RefSeq and is a predicted model, not a curated record. Gene Ontology annotation, molecular function: microtubule binding. Gene Ontology annotation, cellular component: cytoplasmic microtubule; endoplasmic reticulum tubular network; endoplasmic reticulum membrane. The transcript has a single exon. Gene Ontology annotation, biological process: endoplasmic reticulum tubular network organization. Bases 107 to 784 code for a protein of 225 amino acids. NCBI's taxonomy places the organism in Eukaryota, Metazoa, Arthropoda, Insecta, Diptera, Calliphoridae.
CCAAGAGCUUUUAUUAUUUUUUCUCAUUAUAAUUCCUUCGCACUUAACGGCACUACUAACUCUUAUAUUUUACAUAUUUUAUUCUCAUUAAAAAUAAUAAAUAAAAAUGAUAAAUAUAUUAUUUUCCCGCAUAUGUGUACUAACCUGUGGUACUUUGUAUCCCGGCUAUAUUUCAUUUAAAACUGUGCGCGCCAAAAUUGUCGAGGACUAUGUAAAAUGGAUGAUGUAUUGGAUUGUUUUUGCCAUUUUUACCACGGCCGAAAGUUUUACGGAUAUAUUUCUAGCUUGGUUUCCAUUCUAUUAUGAAUUUAAAGUGGUUUUAAUACUCUGGCUAUUGCCCACUAUGGGCAAUGGUAGUACGUUUAUAUAUAAAAAUUGUAUACAUCCUUUGCUCAAGAAACAUGAGACACGUGUUGAUCAUCAUUUGGAACAAGUUAGAGAAAAGGGACAGGAUUUGAUUUUACACUAUAUGCGAGAAACUGUGCUGUACAUUGGCAGAGCUGUAAUGAAUGUUAUCAAUAAAAACUUUCCCAAUGGUAUAUUGGGUUUGUUGGCCAAUAAUAAUCCUUAUACGACUGGAAGAUCUAUACCGGCAGCUAGUAAUAUUGUUAUAGAAGAGGAAAUUGUGCCACAUAUUGUUAAGAAAACUUCAGCAGGACGUAAAACUGCGAAUAAAACUUCCUCCAACCACAACGAGUCGGAAGAGCCGCAUAGCUCGCGUGGUCGUAGUCGCAAGGCUCGUCAUUCUAAGCCUGACAUUGAUUACAAUUUAAAUGAAAGUUAAGUGUGGCGAAACAAAGAAUAGUUUUAAGAUUUUAUAUUUCUGAUAAUUUUGUUUAGAUGUAAUUUUUUAAGUUUCUAUUUGUAUUCCAAU